Molecule: messenger RNA, 1670 nt
Organism: Struthio camelus australis
Lineage: Eukaryota; Metazoa; Chordata; Aves; Struthioniformes; Struthionidae
Source: RefSeq, a predicted model, not a curated record
CCACCUGCUAGGACACAAUUUUUCUUCUGAACGGUUGGAGAAGUCCAGACUGUUCCCAGCAUAAAUUAAUUGGGAAUGGAGACAACGGCAAACUGCAGAGGUCCAAGGCAUCUCCUCAGGACCAGGUUGAGCGCUCGGACAAAGCAGGAGACAAGUCGACAUGAGCCCAUUCCAGCUCCCAGGACCCUAAGGAAGCAGUGAUCACAAGGACUGGCUUGACUGGUUUGCAACUCUGCAGAAAUCUUAUGGGUUCUUUUACCCUGGAGAAGGUUCACAAGUGACUCCGGCACACAGUUUCUUUUUUUUGGAAACUCACCUUCUGCACUGAAAGUCUAGAUAUAUGGGCAAAGACUUUCCCAGCCUCAGGAGUCCCAGCUGAGCUCUCAAAGAGGCUCCAGACCCAGCUGAGCGAAGAGCUUUGUGGGGGCACAGCAAGCAAGCCAACAGAUGGUCUCUGUGAGUUGCAAAGAGCUGCUACCCCCUUCAGAUUCCUUGACCAGCUCGGCCAGAUCCCCACUGCUAGAGAGCUUUGCAGGUGCUCUGCAGAGCAGCAUGCCACCAUCCCUUCUGCGAGAGCCUGGCAGUGAGAGGGCCUCCAGCCACCUAGAAGGCUGUGACCAUCUCCUUCCAGGCAGCACCAGCCGCUCUGAAGGCACCUCCCUCCCCCUGUCCUGGGGAAAGGAGGAGGAUGCAAAACCCCAAAUCAUUGUCUGUGAGUCUCACCUCAAGCUGCCUGACUUCUGCAGCAAUCUUUCCCAGGACUUUUUUCCCACCCUGGAGGAGAUUGAGGAGUUCCUGAGGGAGAAGGCUGAGUUCCUCCAAGAUGAAGCAAAAGAGCAUCUCCCACCUGGAGGAAAGCUCAAGAUCAAAUCCGAGAUCAGCUUAGGCACCUCUGGGGAGCAGCCUGUGUCCAGGAUGGUUCAAGAAGGAGAUGUGUUGAUCGCUGCCCAGCCAGAAGGGACAGCUGAUGGUAGCGGCCAGGCAGUAGCUGCUGGGAGCAUUCCUGUUGUCCUCCAAAUCCAGCCUCUCCAGAUGGACAGUGGGAGCCCGCUAACACAAAGUGCUAUGGGUAGUGUCAGGGUGGCCCAGUUGAUUAUCAGCUUGCACGGCCAAAGCCUGGCCCUCCUUCCUCAGAUCCAGCACCCUGUGCCCAUCUUGGACCAAAAGUAUGUCAAAAUUGCCCCCCUGCCGGCUGCCCUGCAACCAGGGACUCCAAGGGAUGAGCAGGAGGUGAAGGCAACCACCAAAUUUGAGAAAGCCUCCCCUUCCCUCGUUCGCAUCCACAAGUGCGUGCAUCCGGGCUGUGGCAAGAUGUACACCAAGAGUUCCCACCUCAAGGCUCACUUCCGGCGGCACACUGGGGAGAAACCCUACACUUGUGCUUGGCCCAACUGUGGCUGGCGGUUUUCCCGAUCAGAUGAACUCUCCCGUCACAAACGCUCCCACUCUGGUGUCAAGCCUUACCAGUGUGCCGCCUGCGAGAAGAAGUUUGCCCGCAGUGACCACUUAGCCAAACACAUGAAGAUCCACCGGGGCCAGCAGCACAGCCACUGGACAGUUCGGGGUGGCAGCAGGAGUUAAGCCUUGCUGCUCAUCCUUUCUUGUGAGACUGAGUCCAGGAGGCCCAGGAGCCAGACAAAGGGAACGCCAAAAACACUGUUCUUACGAAG